AUGACAAUAAGUACGGUCCAUUCAAAUUACCUGAAAACAACAGGGAUUGAAAUUAAUUUUCAAGUACGUCAAGGACAACCAACUCCAACUACACUGGAUGAAGUAGCCACAUUAAUUAAUUUGAUCGGAACAAAUAUCAAAACUUUAAGAAUUACUUUUAUAGAUUAUAAGACGAUUUCUCCUAGCUUGAUUAAAUCAAUUGGAAAUCUCAAAAAAUUAAAAUCCAUAGAGAUUUUGUUCAUGAAUGGUAAAUUGAAUAAUCAAAAUUAUGAUCCUAAUGCAUUAUCAAGUUUACUCGGAGUCUUACCAGCAAAACUUGAACAUUUACAUCUUUAUCAUUAUCCACGAACCAUUUAG
Messenger RNA from Melampsora larici-populina 98AG31, 357 nucleotides. RefSeq lists its product as uncharacterized. The record is from RefSeq and is a predicted model, not a curated record. The coding region runs from base 1 to 357 and encodes 118 amino acids. Lineage: Eukaryota; Fungi; Basidiomycota; Pucciniomycetes; Pucciniales; Melampsoraceae. The transcript is spliced from 2 exons.